This is a messenger RNA of Drosophila teissieri, 1606 nucleotides long. Its product is annotated as AH receptor-interacting protein. The transcript has 3 exons. Lineage: Eukaryota; Metazoa; Arthropoda; Insecta; Diptera; Drosophilidae. Gene Ontology annotation, molecular function: protein binding; peptidyl-prolyl cis-trans isomerase activity. The record is from RefSeq and is a predicted model, not a curated record. Bases 53 to 1015 code for a protein of 320 amino acids.
UGGUAUCGAAAGGAAGUUGUGUUUAUUCCAAAUAAGUCCGAUUCCAGCGGAGAUGCAGUCACGCAGCAAGUCCGAUAUGAAGCCCAUUCGAAAGGAGAUUCUUAAUCCGGGCAACGCUUACAUCGAGCUAACCCCGGGCACCAGGGUGAAGUUCCACUUCCAAACGCGAAGGGCCGGAGACAGUCGCAUCAUCGAUGACAGCCGCAAGAUGGAGAAGCCCAUGGAACUGGUCCUGGGGAAGAAGUUUAAGCUGGAGGUCUGGGAGCUGAUUGUGCAGCAGAUGUCCCUUAACGAAGUGGCCAAGUUCACGGUGCAUAAAUCGCUCUGCUCUCAAUAUCCGUUCAUAUCGAAGACCCUGCGGGACAUUGGCAAGAAACCAGAGGAGAGACGUCACUGCUGCGGAAUGACGUUGCAGAACGAGGGCAUUGGGUACACCGACCUGGACGAGUUGCUGCAAAAUCCUGCCGAACUAGAGUUUAUCAUUGAACUGAUCUCCAUUGAGCUGCCCGAGCAGUACGAAAAGGAGCGCUGGCAGAUGUCCGACGAUGAGAAGAUGCUGGCCACCAGUACACUCCGCGAACGGGGAAACAACUUCUACAAGGCCAGCCGGUUCACUGAGGCAGAGACCUGCUACCGCGAGGCCGUCGGCAUUGUGGAGCAGCUGAUGCUGAAGGAGAAGCCGCACGACGAGGAGUGGCAGGAGCUGGCGGCCAUCAAGACACCGCUGUUGUUAAACUACGCGCAAUGCCGGUUGAUCGCCGGUGACUUCUACGCUGUGAUUGAGCACUGCAACGAGGUGCUCACCCUGGAUCCGCGCAAUGUGAAGGCACUUUUUCGGCGUGCCAAGGCCCAUGCGGGUGCCUGGAAUCCAGCUCAGGCACGUCGCGACUUCCUCGACGCUUUGGCCCUGGACGCCAGUCUGAAGUCGACUGUUUCUAAAGAGCUUAAGUCCAUCGAGGACCAGCAGCAGGCCCGUAACGUCCAGGAUCGCAUUCACAUGCAGAAGCUCUUCUAGAACAUAAGUUGCGUCAACGUGCUGCUCAUGCUGCUUGUCUAUUGGAGCAGCUACCUGCAGCGCUAGCAGUUCUUGUCACUACCUUCUUUUCUUUCGCUGGCCGUCAGCUUCGCCCACUGUCUCGUGCUGCUUUGUUCGAUGGCGAACCUAUUCCUCUGCUGCUGGACCCUCACGAAGCUACUGCGAGCACUGCAGGGGAUCAGCUGGUGAUUUUGCGACAACAUAACACAAUCAACUACGGUACCAUACCACCUCAUUUUGUGAGAACUGCAUUUCAGAGCACUAUUUGCCAUACUCAUCCUUCGCCUCGACUCACAUUCAACGGUGUAGGCUAAAGGGUUUAAAUAUAAUGUAAAUGUACCAUCCACAUGCUUGAAUGGAAUUGUAAUCGUGUGUAUAUGGAAUGCAACAUGUUGUUUGCGUAGCGUUACCAAAAAUAGUAAUCAAAUGUUUCACAUUUGUUGUCCAUAGUCGUAUAUGUAUGUUUGUAUUUGUAUAUCCCUAUAUGCGAUAUUUAUUCGUAGCUAGAAUCUAUCCUAAAUCUAGACAAAUUGUAUAAGAUGUAAUAAAUGUGCUUUUGAUGCUGUCUAA